AUGGCCACUGUCACCUGGCCCCAGGGUCAGCUUUCCACCUGGAAUGCACCUGAGCUUGCCCCAGUCAUGACCCUCAGCAGGAGAACAGCCUGGCCCUCUGACUUGCGUUUCUCUACACAGCCUGAAAGCAGCCUCCCGGGGUCCUCCCAACCCAGCGAGACCCUCCUGCUGCUGGCAGCUGAGCAGACUAGCAGCAGUUUCUUGGAACUCUCUGGAAGGACUCAGCUCACAGCCAACAGAAGCACUGAUACUGCCAUCAAAAUAAAGUGUUCCAGCAGCCACAAGACACCCUUGCCAGUGGUGUCACAGGUCAAUGUGAACACACCCCUGAGAGCCACCUUGAGCCACAGCCUCUGGGAAUAA
Molecule: messenger RNA, 363 nt
Organism: Heterocephalus glaber (naked mole-rat)
Lineage: Eukaryota; Metazoa; Chordata; Mammalia; Rodentia; Bathyergidae
Source: RefSeq, a predicted model, not a curated record